AUGGCGCAAAAAGCGGCCAAGUCCCUGGCCGUGCGCAACACGAGUCGUCUGAAGCAAACCCAUCUCAUCACUCUGGCGAUCCAUGCCGUGUUCCUCAUCUUGCGAUUCACCUUCCGCCGAUCCUUGUCUCUGAAGCGCUACGUGUUUCUCUCCGCACCAGGCCUGGCGAUUGAGUUCUAUCUCGAACGUCUGGCUCGCCCGACCUACAAACCUGACGGCUCUCUGCACCGGGCAGGAGAAGAUCUGGAUGCGGCAGGGUUGACCGAGUUCAUGUGGGAUAUCCUGUAUUGGACCUGGAUCAACCUGAUCUUCGUCGUCGUGUUCGGCAACCGGGCAUGGUGGCUCUACCUCGUCGUACCUGGCUACGCGAUCUAUUCCGCCGUCACCACCGCGAGUGGACUGAAGUCCAUGCUCGGUGGCAUGGCUGGUGCAGGUGCAGGUGGAGAGAACGAUGCGCAGAGUAAAAGACAGGCAAAGAUGGAAAAGAGAGGUGGCCAGCGUGUCGCCUACCGGUGA
Molecule: messenger RNA, 516 nt
Organism: Capronia coronata CBS 617.96
Lineage: Eukaryota; Fungi; Ascomycota; Eurotiomycetes; Chaetothyriales; Herpotrichiellaceae
Exons: 2
Coding region: 1-516 (171 amino acids)
Biological process (GO): vacuolar protein processing
Cellular component (GO): intracellular membrane-bounded organelle
Source: RefSeq, a predicted model, not a curated record